CUUUCUUAUUCUUCUUUCGCUACUCGCGUAUGUGAAUUUUUUCUACCUAUUUUUUUUUUUCUCACCAUUUCUCUGCGAUUCGAAAACUCGAUUCUCGCACUUCGUCGCCGUCGUCGAUUCCCGGAUCCGAACCCUGCGAUUCACGAUCUCGAUCUUGAUCAGAAUCUCCGAUUCAUCUGUAACAUUGUUGUAGAUUGCUAAAUCUCGCUGGAUCUCGAGGAAUCGAAACUGGAACGGAACCCUAAUUUAAUCAUCUAGCCCUAAAUUUAUCGAGAUUUCGUGUUUGGUUUGUAAUUGUAACGUUUGUUGUUGUUGUUUUUACUAUAUGGUUUUUGGAUCGUUCUUGGGUUGUGAGAAACUGAGGAAUUUGGAGGCGAUGGGGAAGGAGGUUGAGGAUGUGGAUGUGGAGGAAGGUGAGAUUUCGGAUGGUACUGCUUCGGUGGAAGAGAUCAGUGCGGAGGAUUUCAAUAAGCAAGACGCUGUUAAGGUGAAUAAUAAUAACAACAACAAUAAGACUGAUGAAGCUAGGGUUAAAGCUGUUCAUGAUCUUUACUCUAGGUACCCAAAUAUAUGCCGCGGUUACGCGUCGGGUUUGUACAAUCUUGCUUGGGCACAAGCUGUGCAGAAUAAGCCUUUGAAUGAUAUUUUUGUGAUGGAUGUUGAUUCUGAUGCAAAUGGUAAUGGUAUCAGCAAGAAUCGAAUGUCGUCGGGUGGUUCUGUGGAUUCUAAGGAGGUUGUGGUGGUGGAUGUUGAGGAUGGGGAGCUGGAGGAGGGUGAGAUUGAUGCUGAUGCUGAUGUUGAUGUUGACCAUGAAGCAAGAGCAGGUGGUGGUGGUGAGUGUGAGGGUGGUGAUGAGGUGAUUGUUGAUGGUUCUGAGGCUAUUCCCAAUUCUAAGCUGCUUGGUGUUAGGAAUGUUCUUGAGAGUGUUAAUGUUGCUAAUGUGGUUAAAUCGUUUGCUGAAACUUGCACUAGGCUGCAGAGUGUCUUUGAGGACUUGCCUCAAGUGUUAUCAGGACUUGCUGUUUCUGAAAAGGAUAAUCUUGUUCGUUUGUCAUUCGAUGCAAUUGGAGUAGUUUAUUCUGUGUUCUACUCUAUGGACAAUUUGCUAAAGGAGCAGAACAAGGAUGGCAUAUCAAGAUUACUUUCUUCUGUGAAGGAUCUUCACGCCGAUUUAUUUUCUACAGAGCAUAUGAUUGAGAUUCAGGUCAUGGUUACUGCAGUCAAUUCUGUUGGUGCUUUAGGCAAUGAUGCUAUUGAAGAUGAGAAAAAAUUGCAGACCCAUGAGACAAAGACUCAGGAGAUUCAAGCUGUAAAAGCUCCUGAAUUGAGUUCUUAUAGUAAGCCUUCACAUAGCGUCUCAACUGAGGCGUCCGAAGCUUUUAAAUCUGGACUAAGUAAUUUUAAAGGUAGAGGGAUUUUGCUCCCUCUAUUAGACCUUCAUGGUGAUCAUGAUGCCGAUAGCUUACCAUCACCCACCCGAGAAGCGCCGUCCUGCUUCCCUGUAAAUAAAUCAAUGUCUAUUAGCGAGGGGAGGGUUGGGUCUGGGUUGCCUUCUAGCAAGAUGAAGGCUAGGAAAUUGGAAUUGGAUAGUGAAGAUUCUAAGAUUCAUCUCUAUGAAACUGAUGCUUUAAAAGCUGUUUCCACAUAUCAACAAAAGUUUAAUCGAAGUUCCUUUUUCACAUAUGAUAAACUUCCAAGUCCAACCCCUUCUGGUGAUUGUGAGGAAGAGGCUGUAGACAUGAAUGAUGAGGUCUCUAGUUUUUCUAUAACGAGCUCUAAGCCAACCCUUUUGGAUCAGCUGCCUGUUUCUUCUACUUCCAUGGAUAGGUCCUCUAGCAUGCAUGGAUCGAUUAAUUCUAAACUUGACGCGGUAGGUUCUGUGUCUUACCCUGUGAAAAGUUCAGUGAAGAGUAGAGAUCCUAGGCUUCGUUCAAUUAGUUCUGAUGCAGGAGCUUUAGAUCUUAACCAACCUUCAAUGACACAAAGUGUGCCUAAAGUGGAAUAUUCUAGUACAACAAUCUCAAGAAAACAAAAGGCUGUAGAAGAGCCUUCUUUUGAUGUUGCUGUAUCAAAAAGACUUAAAAGUUCCUUGGAAAAUCCUGACCGUAAUACAACAGAGGUAAGAACUGCUGCUGGAAAUGGUGGUUGGUUGGAAGAAACUGCUACCACAGGAUCUCAGUUGUUAGAAAAGAACCAUUUAAUUGAGAAAAGGGAAGCUGAGCACAAAAAUACUUUGAUUUUUGGUGCUGGUAACAUCAAUAUGACAAGUAAUCGAAAUGAGCAGGCUCCAGUUACAACUAGCAACAUGACAGCUUCUUUACCUGCUUUAUUGAAAGAUAUAGCUGUAAACCCAACCAUGUUGCUAAACAUACUUAUAGAGCAGCAGCAGAGAUUAGCAGCAGAAUCCCAAAAGAAAUCUGCGGAUUCCGCUACAACUACACUGCAUCAAACAAGCUCAAAUUCAGCAUUGGGAAUGAACCCAACUGUGAGUGCUGGUCCAUCAUUGACUACUGGUUUUCUGCAAAGUUCGGUUGGGAUGCUUCCAGUUUCAUCACACCCAACUUCCACGGCACAAAGCCCUCCACGUGAUUCAGGAAAGAUUCGCAUGAAACCGCGUGAUCCACGGCGCAUUCUCCAUGGAGGUGAACAAUUCAAAGCCACUUUAUCCCCUAUGUCGAACAACCAGGGAACUCUGGACAAUGUAUUGGCCCAGAAGCUUGAGGUUAGGACUGAGACAACAUCGGCGCCUACUCAAUCAAUUGUACAACCUGAUAUUGCUCGCCAGUUCACCAGUAAUCUGAAAAACCUUGCUGAUAUUAUGUCUGUUUCGCAAGAAUCUUCAAAGCACUCUUCCGCUCCUCAAAGUUUUUCUUCAGCAUCUGUUCCUCUUAUAUCAGAUAGAGCUGAACAGAAAUCUGCUGCGUCUAACUCUCAGAAUCUGCAGGCUGGCAUAGGAUCAGCUCCUGAAACAUUUGGAUCAGGUUCCUCUCGAUCCCAGAAUAAAUGGGGCGAUCUGGAGCAUAUUUUGGAUGGUUUUGAUGAGCAGCAGAAAGCUGCUAUACACAUAGAAAGGGCUAGGAGGAUGAAAGAACAGAAUAAAAUGUUUGCUGCUAGGAAAUUGUGCCUUGUAUUGGACCUAGAUCAUACACUUCUUAAUUCUGCUAAGUUUGUGGAAGUUGAUCCAGUGCACGAAGAAAUGUUGAGGAAGAAAGAACAGGAGGAACGAGAGAAACCUCCGAGUCAGAGACUCCUUUUUCGUUUUCCUCAUAUGGGAAUGUGGACUAAACUCAGACCGGGAGUUUGGAACUUCUUGGAGAAGGCUAGUAAGCUCUUUGAGCUGCAUGUUUACACUAUGGGAAACAAGCUAUACGCGACGGAAAUGGCUAAGUUGCUUGAUCCAAAGGGGGCAUUGUUUGCUGGGAGAGUUAUUUCUAGAGGUGAUGAUAAUGAAUCCCUUGAUGGUGAUGCUCCUAAAAGCAAAGAUUUGGAUGGCGUUUUGGGUAUGGAAUCAUCGGUUGUAAUUAUAGAUGAUUCUGUGAGAGUCUGGCCUCAUCACAAAGCGAACCUUAUAGUGGUUGAAAGGUAUAUAUACUUCCCCUGUAGUAGACGUCAAUUUGGACUUCAUGGUCCUUCUCUUCUUGAAAUUGAUGUCGAUGAGAGACCUGAUACUGGAACUCUAGCAGCCUCUUUGGCGGUUAUUGAGAGAAUACACCAAAACUUUUUUGCUUCACAAUCUUUAGAAGAUAUGGAUGUCAGACAUAUCCUAGAAUGUGAGCAGAAAAAAAUCUUGGCUGGAUGUCGAAUAGUAUUCAGUAGGGUGGUUCCGGUUGGCGAAAUUCCCCACCUUCACCCUUUGUGGAAGAUGGCCGAACAAUUUGGUGCUGUUUGCACAAACCAGAUUGAUGAGGAGGUUACUCAUGUAGUUGCAGGUUCCCUUGGGACUGAUAAGGUAAAUUGGGGUCUUUCCACUGGAAAAUUUGUUGUCCAUCCUGGCUGGGUGGAAGCAUCAGCAUUGCUAUAUAGGAGGGCGAAUGAGCAUGAUUUUCCCACUAAACCACUAUAAAAUUAACCAUAUAAUCUCUGGUUAACUAAAAUACGGGAAACAUAAAUCAAGAAUCACAUUGAUUCGGGUGUCUGAAAUCACCAGAUCAGAAUUGGUCUGGGGAAGCAUUUUUAAUGCCUGCCCAUCGGAGCUGGCGGUUGAUGAGUGUAAUUUCACUCAGAGGCCAGUUUCUGAGGACUUAAAUGGAGAACUGUAAAAAUGCCCUGUGGUUUUGGGAUUUUCCUUCUGGGAUGGGUGCUGAAAGGGCCUAAAAUGAGUUGACAGCUUUAGGGAGUAGGUGGUUGAUAUAUUGUGGAGGUGGCUUUUGUGAAGCUCUCAGGAAAUUUUGCCUGAGAUGAUGUCAAGAGUGGAAAAUUUAAAGGCCUCAGCAUUUUAGAGAGUUAAAACAUGGAGGAAUUGACUUAACCUAAUUUAGGAAACAAAACUUCCUUGAUUAGCUGAGUCUGAACUCUGAAGGGAGCUGGGGGCUCAUAAUGGGGGGCUUAUGGACCAGCAAAUUGAAUUUCUUAGAACUGAAUUUGUAUGUGAAUGUGUCAGUGUAUAAUCAUUGUGGGGCUCAGACUAAUCACCAUUCACUCCCCCAAAACAUAAAAUUCAGCAGGGAGGGGUUGGACAGAAAAUCUUAGGAAGCUAACCAUACAUUAUAUAGGCAGGUCCCUUCUCCUUUUGGUUGCUUCUGCCUUCAAUUUUUGCGACUUGCGUGGUCUUACAACAAACCAAUUGGAAAAUUUUGAGAAUUUGUAAAACACAACAAUCUCAUUCAUGAUGCCAAUUUUUUCCUGGGAAACCCAUUGUGGUCAAGAUAGCAAAAUGGAGAAAGUAAAACGUAUAUGCUCCCUCGACCAAAAAAGAAAAAAACGUAAAUGCUCCCGUUUUGUUCAAGAUAGCAAAAUGGAGAAAGUAAAACGUAUAUGCUCUAUUAUAUACUGAAGAAUAAUAACAGUGAGAUACAGGUGCUGUACUGAAAUGGACCACACAAACUAGUCCCUUAUCUCACUGGUGCCAGAAACACUAACUUUGUCACUCUUUCUAAUAUUCUUUUUUUGAUUGGUUAAAGUUUAUGUAGAUUUCACCAAAUUGGUAGGGUGGUUCAUAUAAUUUAGUGGACCCUACAUGAUUUUUAACCUAUUAAAGAGUGAGUGUAGAAAGAGUGUUGAAGUGAGGUGUUGGUAGCAUUUCUCUUGUGGAAACAUUAAUCAUCCCUUGCUAUGUGUCUGUCCGGUUCUCAUGACUCUAGUUUCCUUUUAGGCUAACGUUUUUAUAUAGAAAAACUGUCAUUUAGAUCAGUAAAUAAGUUUCACAUGAAUUUCGUUUCACUUGUUCAAACUUCAAACCAAUCAAUCCAGUAGUUUCUUAAAGGGUGCACCAAA
Messenger RNA from Lotus japonicus, 5433 nucleotides. Its product is annotated as RNA polymerase II C-terminal domain phosphatase-like 3. The record is from RefSeq and is a predicted model, not a curated record. The transcript has 12 exons. Bases 326 to 4063 code for a protein of 1245 amino acids. Lineage: Eukaryota; Viridiplantae; Streptophyta; Magnoliopsida; Fabales; Fabaceae. Gene Ontology annotation, cellular component: nucleus. Gene Ontology annotation, molecular function: RNA polymerase II CTD heptapeptide repeat phosphatase activity.